Messenger RNA from Arabidopsis lyrata subsp. lyrata, 1797 nucleotides. Its product is annotated as probable mannan synthase 15. Gene Ontology annotation, molecular function: mannan synthase activity. NCBI's taxonomy places the organism in Eukaryota, Viridiplantae, Streptophyta, Magnoliopsida, Brassicales, Brassicaceae. The transcript is spliced from 10 exons. Gene Ontology annotation, cellular component: Golgi apparatus. The record is from RefSeq and is a predicted model, not a curated record.
ACAAAAAAAAAAGAAAAAAGAAAAGAAAAGAAGGCAGUACAACUUAAAAAUCAGUCACUGAACAAAAAAGAAAAGAAAAGACAUGUUUCUGCUUUUGAAGCCUCUCCUUUCUCUACAAGAUUUAUCUCUUAACCUCAUCUCGGUAAUGUUCCAUGGAGAAAUACUUAAAGCAUCCGUGGAUAGUGUGGGGAUAAGCAUGGACACUAUGUGGAGAGAAACAAGGAGUGUACUCAUAGUUCCAGUGUUCAAGUGUGUGGUAGCUAUGUGUUUGGUCAUAUCAUUAUUGAUUUUCAUGGAGAGUGUUUACAUGAACAUUGUAGUACUCUACGUCAAGUUGUUUAACCGAAAACCUGAGAAGGUCUACAAAUGGGAGGCAAUGCAGGAAGAUAUGGAGCUUGGUCAUCAAAACUAUCCGAUGGUCCUUGUCCAAAUUCCAAUGUACAACGAACGAGAGGUCUUUGAAUUAUCUAUAGGUGCUGCGUGCAGACUAACGUGGCCAUCGGACCGCCUAAUCGUUCAAGUUUUAGAUGAUUCUACCGAUCCAGCCAUCAUGGAACUGGUGAGCAUGGAAUGUGCAAAAUGGGCAUCAAAAGGCAUUAACAUAAAGUAUGAGAGGCGAGACAACAGAAAUGGCUACAAGGCUGGAGCUCUUAAGCACGGCAUGAGACACAGCUACGUCAAGCACUGCAACUAUUUGGCCAUCUUUGAUGCUGAUUUCCAGUCCGAGUCAGACUACCUCCAACGCUCUAUCCCCUUUCUUAUCCACAACCCUGAGGUCGCUCUAGUUCAAGCUCGAUGGAGAUUUGUGAACGCGAACACAUGCUUAGUGACGAGGAUGCAAGAGAUGUCUCUCAACUACCAUUUCAUGGCAGAGCAACAAUCUGGAUCCACAAGACAUGCUUUCUUUGGCUUUAAUGGAACUGCGGGAGUAUGGAGAAUGGCGGCGAUGGAAGAAGCUGGAGGAUGGAAGGACCGGACGACGGUAGAGGACAUGGACUUGGCCGUUCGUGUUGGUCUUCUUGGUUGGAAAUUUAUCUUCGUCAAUGACCUCGAGGUGAAAAGCGAGCUACCAAGCCAAUUUAAGGCCUUUAGAUUCUAGCAACAUCGGUGGUCUUGUGGUCCAGCCAAUCUUUUUCGGAAAAUGACGAUGGAAAUUAUUCACAAUAAGAAAGUGAAGAUUUGGAAGAAGUUUUACGUGAUCUACAGCUUCUUUUUCCUACGGAAGAUCAUAGUCCACUUCUUCACUUUCUUCUUUUACUGUGUCAUCCUUCCUACAAGUGUCUUCCUUCCCGAAGUCAAAAUUCCGAACUGGUCGACUAUAUACGUUCCUUCUAUCAUCACCCUCUUCAGUGCCAUCGCCACUCCAAGAUCAUUCUACCUCGUGGUUUUUUGGAUCUUAUUUGAAAAUGUAAUGGAUAUGCACCGGACCAAGGGAACUUUGAUUGGCUUAUUUGAAGGAGGAAGAGUCAAUGAAUGGGUUGUCACAGAGAAAUUAGGAGAUACUCUUAACACUAAGCUACUUCCCCGGAAUGGGCGACUUCUGAAAAGAGUAAAUUUGAAGGAGAUGAUGAUGGGUAUAUACAUAUUAUGUUGUGCCUGCUACGACUUUGCCUUUGGGAACACAUAUUUAUAUUUGUAUCUCUUCAUGCAAGCCACUGCUUUUCUCAUCUCCGGAAUUGGCUUUGUUGGAACUUAACACGACUCAUAUGAAAAUCUUCUACUUUGUAAUCAAGUAUAUGUGCAAUAACCAUUCUCAUGUUGAUAAAAUUGUGAAUCCAUUUUUUUAGCAUGAUGUAA